CACUCAUCACUACUUCAUUAUACCCUUCUCUCUCUCUCUCUCUCUAUUCAUCCUCCAUCCACCUUCUCACAAGAAGAAGAAGAAGAAGUCGUUUUAUUGAUGGAGUUGUUCCCAGCACAGCCGGAUUUGUCCCUCCAAAUCAGCCCUCCAAACGCCAAACCCUCCUCCUCCUCCUCCACGUGGCCCCGCCGGCCGGUAUCCGACGAAGACGCCGCCGAUUUGGGCGGGUUGUGGAAGCGAGCCCUCGACUCCAGAAACCCCACCUCCACCUCCUCCUCCUUCGACCUCUCUCUCUCCGAUUCCAACCACCACCAUGGAGGAAACAGCAACGGAAAUUUCCACCACCACCACCACCCGGCGGCGUAUCAAAACCCAAUCAGCUUCCACCACCACCACCAGCAACAACAGCAACAACUGCUGAGCCGGGAGCUGGGUUUCUUGAGGCCGAUUCGCGGGAUCCCACUCUACCACCAAAACCCUCCCACCACCACCACCGCCGCCAAUCCCGGCGGCGGAGGAGGAGCGGGUACCGCGGGGAUGAUGACGAUGAUGAGGUCGAGAUUCAUGUCGUCGUCGUCCCCGCGGUUCCCGACGAAGAGGAGCAUGAGGGCGCCACGGAUGCGGUGGACCACCACCCUCCACGCCCGAUUCGUCCACGCCGUCCAACUCCUCGGCGGCCACGAGAGGGCGACGCCGAAAUCGGUGCUGGAGCUGAUGGAUGUCAAGGACCUCACUUUGGCUCAUGUUAAAUCCCAUCUCCAGAUGUACCGGACAGUAAAGACGACUGACAGAGCCGCUGCCACUUCAGGGCAAUCAGAUGUGCUAGACAACGGGUCGUCGGGGGACAAUAGCUCAGAAGAUUUGAUGCUGGACAUUCAUCACAACUCCUCGUCGUCAUCGCGGCGGCCGGAAGUAAUGUCGAUGCAGCAGCAGCAGCUACCGGGAAGAUCUGGCGGCGGCGGCGCUAGUAGUAGUGUUGGGCACCUGCAGCACGAGAAGGACUAUCAGCAUGCUCUUUGGAGCAAUUCUUCUAGGGAAGCUUGGUUGCAUGGGAAAACAAAGGACUCUCCUGGAAGUUUGCCAGCUCUUGAGAAGGAAAUGGAUGCAAACUGCAUAAGAUAUGGGAGAAGGUCAGAGGCAAGUUGUUCAUCAAGCCAGCUUUUAGGGUCAAGAAGCCCCAAGAGGCCAAACUUGGAGUUCACUUUGGGCAGGCCUAAUUUGAAUUGAAUGAAAGGCACUAUUUAGUAAUAAAAAAAAGAGUAGUUUAUUUUAUAAUUCAAACAUUUGAUUAAUUUUUAUGAUAUCCUUACAUAUAAUAUCUAUAAAAAAAUAUCUAAUAUGAAGUUCCCCACCCCCUCCCCAUUGCGAAAAAAAGGGAAAAGGAAUCAGGUUCUCUAGCUAGC
Molecule: messenger RNA, 1403 nt
Organism: Linum tenue
Lineage: Eukaryota; Viridiplantae; Streptophyta; Magnoliopsida; Malpighiales; Linaceae
Source: the annotation of a GenBank genome assembly